AUGCAAGAAAGCUGGAUUGCGCUGAUUAUUAGUUGUGUCUCUCUCGGAGUGACGGUGGCAGGUUUGCUGCUCCCUGUCAAGGAAUGGCUGCACUACUGGUUUCCCCGACUGUUGCCGCAGUCGGACCAGAAUGAUGUGCGCCCUCCAGCCAAUCCCGAGUCAGGUGGUGUGGUCAAUACAGAAGCUCCUGAAAGGGACUAUGUCUUGAAAACACUUGCCUCCUUGACGCGGCGUGUUGAGCAUCUUGAGGCAAUAUGCCUUGUCGAGAGAAUCAAAACUCUAGACUCCCCGACACCAUCUGGCUCAGGUGGUGGUAAGGAUGCUCAGCACGCUGUUAUAGGGGGCACUGACAAGGACGGAAAGGCGCAGGGCAAGAAGGUCGACCGAUCUCAUCUCCUCGGAGACGAGAUCGGUUGA
Penicillium arizonense is the source of this 417-nucleotide messenger RNA. RefSeq lists its product as uncharacterized. Bases 1 to 417 code for a protein of 138 amino acids. Lineage: Eukaryota; Fungi; Ascomycota; Eurotiomycetes; Eurotiales; Aspergillaceae. The record is from RefSeq and is a predicted model, not a curated record. The transcript has a single exon.